AUGUCGUUGAAUCAACUAAGUCCAAUUGCUCAAGAGGAACUUGAGACCAGAACCACUACUAGACCACCAAAGUUGAAAGGGGUUGAAGACUUCAGCACUUGGAAGACUCGCAUUCAAUCGUUCUUCGAGUACACGGACUACAAUCUGUGGCUCUCUGUCACCGCUGGACCUCACAUUCCAACGGUUGUUCGAGGAGAUGCGGUAGUUGCUAACAACGAUGCAACCACCUUCACUGAUGAAGACAAGGCUCUAAUCCAACGUGAUCGACGUGCUCAUGCUGCCUUAACCAUGGCACUGUCAACUGGUGACUGUAACAUGUUUGAAGAACACCGAACUGCAAAUGCACUCUGGAAUGCAUUGAUUGAGUAUUAUGAGGGAAAUGAAGAGCUGAUCGAAAGCAAGAGAGACAUGGUGCAGAAACAAUAUGACAUGUUUUGUGGAGUUCGUGGAGAAAGUCUUUCCGAUCACAUCAGUCGCUUUCUGAAUAUGAUGACCAAAAUGAAGAAGGUGGGAAAUCCUGUCACAAACCGUGCUGCAAUAAAGAAGCUGCUAGAUUCACUCCCCAAGGAAUGGAGUCUUCAAUGCAUGAUGAUCAAGAAGGAUUUCCUCAACAACCCAAAUCCCGUCACUUUGUCCGACUUAAUUAACACCCUAAGAGCCUUUGAAAUGGAUGUCAACAAACGAGAAAUGAACACUGCUGGUUACCCACCAAAGUCAACUCAAACUUCUGCUGGAUUGAAGAAUGUGGCAUUUCUUGCUUCAGGUGGCAUCAGUCCACAAGCUUCUGACUUAAUUUACGCGAACGCUUCCGCAAGCGCAUCAAAAACUCCACAACCUAGUGAGAAAACCAUCACGGUUGGUGAUACACAAGCGUUGAAGGUGUCGACUGAAAACGUGGCACUUUUCAACAUGUUUCUGAGCAGCUAUGAAGCUUUGAUGUCUGGAGAAUUGAAGAAGGAGAUGUUCACUGCUGAAGACAUGUAUCAGAAAUUUCAAGACAAAACAAGAAAGCGUUUGGGUCUUGGAAAAGCUGGUUUUGAUAAACCCAAACUAAGAUGCUACAACUGUAAGAAUCUGGGCCAUUUCAAGCGUGACUGCCCCUUGUUGAAAGAAGGAAACAUUGAAUCAACUCCUGCUGUAAAACAAAUCACCGUUGAAGAAAAUAAGAACAACGCGUCUCCUAGCACGCCAAAAGCUUUAGUCGUCGAAGACUAUGAUUGGAGUGAAGAAAUUGCUGAAGCUAAGGAGCAAGUCAACAAAGCUCUCAUGGCAAAGAUUUCAAGCGAUUCCUCAUCGAAGCAGUUCGAGAAACAGACAGCUGGAAUUCCAAAAGGAGACUAUACGGCUGACAAAGGUCUGAAAAGCAUUCUCACCUCCAUAGAGCCUGAGAAAGAAAAGAAGUCUGGAGAAGCAAAGGAGCAUGGGUCUGAAGAGGCAUCUGAUCAGAAGAAGGGCAAAGAAAAGGUCCCAGCUGCAACUAUGAAAACAGAAACUUCAAAAGAAAAAGCUGACAAAGACUUGGUAAACAAUCCAAUUGUGUGUAAAGAAGAUGUGUGCGAUGAGGAUGGAGACUGCGGCAGUUCAAAAAUAGGAAUCGGAUAUUCAGGCGACAGUUAUUCCACCGUUAACUGGUUCGCCUGGAACUGUUCUAGGAGAAACAAUAUUCAGGAUGAAUCUGUUUGUGAAUCUCCUGUAUUUGUGCCAGAAUUGAAAAAGAAUAGCUUUGGAAAAUUCCUCACAGAGGAAAUUCCAGAAUUUAUUCCAUCUCGAACAGAUGGUGAAAGUCUCGAAUUCUUGAGUGAAGAAACCCCGAAAACCUCAAGUGAAGAUCUGAAUACAAAUGAUGAAAGCUCCGAGUGUUCAAGUGUUGAAACAAUCGAAGACCAAGACUCAGAAAGUUCAAGUGAAGAUCAAAGCUACAAUGAGUCAAGUUACGAAGCAAGUGAAGAGCGAAGCUCAAGCGAGGACAACACGUCUGAAAGUUCAUCUGAUUCAGACAGUGAUGAAAAAUGUUCAGAAGAUGAAAGCAGAAAUAAGCUACAGAAAUGGCUCCGUAUGCUUAUGGAGUACAUCUGGCAUGUCGACAACGGAUGCUCAAGACACAUGACUGGAUUGAAGGAACUUCUGAAGAAAUUUCGUUUCAUCGAUGGUGAUUUCGUGUCUUUCGCUAGAGACGAGAAAGGAGGGAAGAUCGUUGGAGUAGGAGAUGUGGUGUCUGAAGCCCCACAUUGGAAAAUGUCAACUAUGUUCCAGAAUUGUGCUACAAUCUCAUGA
Molecule: messenger RNA, 2274 nt
Organism: Helianthus annuus (common sunflower)
Lineage: Eukaryota; Viridiplantae; Streptophyta; Magnoliopsida; Asterales; Asteraceae
Exons: 6
Coding region: 1-2274 (757 amino acids)
Molecular function (GO): zinc ion binding; nucleic acid binding
Source: RefSeq, a predicted model, not a curated record